Molecule: messenger RNA, 1957 nt
Organism: Lotus japonicus
Lineage: Eukaryota; Viridiplantae; Streptophyta; Magnoliopsida; Fabales; Fabaceae
Product: putative pentatricopeptide repeat-containing protein At1g74400
Exons: 1
Coding region: 322-1668 (448 amino acids)
Biological process (GO): RNA modification
Molecular function (GO): protein binding; RNA binding
Source: RefSeq, a predicted model, not a curated record
AACAAGUAUGCCUCAUCAAACUGUCUAACAAUUUCAAAGUGAUACUAUGCACUUCUACAGCUCUAAAGUAUGAAACGCUAUGCAAUGAAUGCUCAAACGGGAUGAAUUACACUCAUCAAUUCCCGCAUAAACUUGGGUAUGCCGUGUGUAAAAUGUUGUGUGGAAAAUAAAUUCAUCAAAAUAAGAGUUUGUGGCUGAUUGAAGCCGUUUGGCUUAUAUUGUCCUAGUUCAACAGUGUGUCAAGGUAGUUGAGUUAUUUAACUGACCUUAUAUGAUUGCUGAGCUUGAAUUUGUGCACGGACCAUUCAUGACACACUUGAAAUGUUCAAAUUCUUGCUUCAAAGGAGUGCAAACAAGUUGGUUUAUGUCCCCAUGUCCAUGUGGCAGGGCAAAGCUCAUUUCUACAAUAACCUCAAACCACCAAUGCCAAACCAGACCCUUAAGAAGUAUCUUGAGUGCAACAACCACACUAAGGUUCUGCUACUCUUCAGAACCUUCUUUAGAAAAAGAUCUACUUUUAACUCCAUUGAUAGCUUUUCAAUACUGUUUGCCCUCAAAGCCUGCAACCAGAAGAAACGUUCCUCCAUUCAAGGAAAGCAAUUGCAUGCCCUCAUCAUAAAAUUUGGAUAUGAAGCCAUAGUUCAACUCCAGACAUCCCUUCUGAGAGUGUAUGCGGCGGAAAGGGGAAACUUGAGAGAUGCACACCAAGUGUUCGAUGAAAUACCCUCGAAGAAUAUUAUAUGCUGGACAUGUUUGAUUACUGCCUAUGUUGACAAUCACCAACCCAGCAAAGCUUUAGAACUGUUUAGACUGAUGCAGAUGGACAAUGUGGAACCUGAUCAAGUCACUUUAACUGUUGCUCUCUCGGCCUGUGCUGACACUGGGGCACUGGAAAUGGGUGAAUGGAUCCAUGCUUUUGUUCGGCAUAAACAAGGGUUGAACAUGGAUUUGUGUUUGAGUAAUGCCCUCAUAAAUAUGUAUGCUAAGUGUGGGGAUAUCUUUAAUGCCAGAAAGCUGUUUGAUAGCAUAAGAAGCAAAGAUGUCACAACUUGGACGUCCAUGAUUGUGGGGCAUGCGCUACACGGGCAAGCACAUGAGGCUCUUCAACUUUUCUCAGAAUUGAACAGAAAGAAUGACAGCAAAAACUGCCAUUCCAGUGGGUAUAACAUAACCCCGAAUGAUGUAACAUUCAUAGGAGUUUUAAUGGCUUGCAGCCACGCAGGGUUGGUUGAGGAAGGGAAGCGUCAUUUCAGAAGCAUGACUGAAGAUUAUGGUAUACGGCCUAGAGAGCCUCACUUUGGCUGCAUGGUGGAUCUUUUAUGCAGAGGUGGGAAUAUAAGAGAGGCCUAUGAGUUCAUAAUGGAGAUACCAGUGCUGCCUAAUGCGGUGAUCUGGCGAACCUUGCUUGGAGCAUGCAGCCUCCAUGGUGAAUUGGAGUUAGCUACCGAAGUUCGGCAUAAGCUGCAUAUGUUGGACCCUGGCUAUGUGGGUGAUAGUAUUGCCAUGUCUAACAUUUAUGCAAAUAGAGACAUGUGGAGCAAAAAGGUGAUUGUUAGGAAUCAGAUAAAACAGUCAAGAGCACCUGGCUGCAGCUCAAUUGAGGUGGGAAGUGGGGUAAGUGAAUUUGUUGCUGCAGACGAUAACCAUCCUCCAAUGACAGAUAUAUGAUGUUCUUGAAUCUUGAUCAGAAGUCUGAAAGUUUAUGGUAACUUGAGAAGGCCUUCAAGCCUAGAAUGUACAAGCGAAUUCAGUAAAGGUGCUUAGUUUGUUUUCUCUUUCGCUCCCAUCUCAUCCAAUCCUGAGUUGUAAAGAAAAUCAGGAUUCAGAAGGAUAGGCAAAAAGAUAAGUAAAAGAAAACUGAGACAUUCCAACAACAAAAAGUGAUACUAACUUUACUAACUCUUACUUCUCAUCACAUCCUUCAUAUACAAUAACAGUUACUUCUCUUUAUUCUCAU